Moneuplotes crassus is the source of this 1399-nucleotide messenger RNA. Lineage: Eukaryota; Ciliophora; Spirotrichea; Euplotida; Euplotidae. The record is from the annotation of a GenBank genome assembly.
UGGAAGCCUUACAAAAUAUGAAAAUUAUAUCAAACUGUCCUUUACUCUCUACUCAGCAAGAAAUGGAGCUUAGUUUUAAUGUUAACCCUGGCUUUGAGGAUCUCAACCCUAACUAUGAUCAUCAAAAAGAUAGUCAGACACUUCUUGGACUAUAUUUGCAUGAAUUGCCAUACCAGAAUGAGCCAAAUAAGGUCUCCAACAGACACAAUUCAAAUGACAUACUUCCUGCUCAGGAAGAAAAUUUAGAUAACAUCUACGUCCAAGUCAAAGGUGUUGAAGGAGGAUGUGAAAUCGAUUUCACCAUUUCUCAAGAUGAUAUCGAGAUUGAAGUCAACCCAGCCUGGUUGCAGGACCAGAUAAAUUCAAUCAAGUGAAAUAACCCUUGCAAUGAAACUUCUGAUGAGUCUCAUAACCAAUUAACCGCCAUCACUAAUAUAAAUCAGGAUGAAAUGUUGGUAACAAAGCUACAAAAGGAAAACAGAAAGAAUCUGGCCGAUUCGACUGAAUCUUCUGAUGUUAAAAUGCAACAUGAGGAUAUCCAGAGUCCAAGAAUUGUUGAAAAAGCCUUAUCAUCUUCUUUUGGUGAUUGUCAAAAAGAAGAAAGCAAUGAAAAACUCAAAUUAGAAAAUUCUUCUAUUAAGAGUGAGAAAACUUCCUCAAAAGAUAGGAACAAUCAAGGAAAAAUAGGUGCAAUUAAGAGUCAAGAUGAGACUAAGGAAUCAGAUAACCCUUUACCUAAGAAGAAACUUAGAUCUCAGAAGAAAAUUGACAACUCAGUGAGGAAGGCUAUAGCCAAAAGGAGACUUGUUAAACCUAUUAGGAAGAGAACCAAGCUCAAAUCCUCAGGUGAAAGCUCCUCCUCAGAGCCCAUGGAUCUAGCUAAAAGAAGAGAUGUAGUUAACAAGACGAUAUUAAGAGUUGUGAGAAGAUAUUUCACCUCAAAAUUCAAGAAGGCUGUAGACAUGAAGUACGGAAAUCCUUCUGAGGCUCAAAAUAGAUAUUUUGAGAACAUCAAAACUUUUUCGCAAAAGUACUUUGGAGAAGAUCAAAAAGUGAACUUAGCAGAAAUUUCGUUCUAUCUCGCAAGCAUCAUCGAGCCAAAGUACAUGAGGGAAGAAGAUAUAAGCAGCUGAGGGUAUACUAAGGAGGACUUCUUGGUAUACCACUAUUGUUUAUAUCGAUAUUCUCAUACCAGACUUGUAAACUUAUUUGAGAACCAGACGCUAAGGUUCCUUUACUGCCACUUUUAUACCCAAGGAAGGGAUGAAGUGCUAACUAGCGAGCCUUCUCUGGUCAAGAACAAGGAUCUGUAUUCCAAAGUAAUGCUUGAGUUUAAAGACCCUCAGCAUUUUCUUAAGCCUCUUUCUUAACCACUAAUUAGGAUUAAUAAACAUUUUCG